Molecule: messenger RNA, 964 nt
Organism: Hypomesus transpacificus
Lineage: Eukaryota; Metazoa; Chordata; Actinopteri; Osmeriformes; Osmeridae
Product: vacuolar protein sorting-associated protein 37D-like
Exons: 6
Coding region: 65-964 (299 amino acids)
Biological process (GO): protein targeting to vacuole; protein targeting to membrane; ubiquitin-dependent protein catabolic process via the multivesicular body sorting pathway
Cellular component (GO): ESCRT I complex
Source: RefSeq, a predicted model, not a curated record
GGGGAAAAGUUGGACGUGACUUACGGAUGUAAUACACUGGCAAGGUAUUAAGUUCCUGCUUAUAAUGCAUUCAAAUAGGGAUGCAAAAUUGAUGUCCGGCAAUUUCAGUCGUCUGAGGACUUCUGAAUUGCGGCAACUUCUGAAUGAUGAUCAGAAAAUGAGCCGUAUAAUUCGAUUAAGUAAGAAGUUUCAGGGACUUCAGUUGACAAAAGAAGACAUAUUUGUGUCAAACUGUAGACUGGCAGAAAUUAAUCUUUCUCAUCAGCCAACACUCAGAAAUGGAAAACUUAAAUUAGCCAACAAGCAUCAGGAGAUGGAAAAACUGAUCAUCAGCGUUCAAGCCAAACAAGACCAACUUUCCUUGUUAGAAGGUCACAUGCUCAAGAUGGCUCACGGGCUGCUCCUUAAAAAGAUAGAACAGAACGACGAACAUGGUGAGGUUUUCUUUCAGAAAUUUGUGGAGGGGAGAAUGUCCGUGGAGAAGUUCUUAGGGCGCUUUCAGAACUCCAGAUGUCUGCAUCACAUCCGACUGGUUCAGGCAGUGAAGACCCAGGACAUCUUGGAACCUACACCAAAGGAACACCAGAUAUCUACUGAGACUCACAAUAGUGAGCGUUUUCCUCUGGUCUACCCCUAUAACCCACCUGACACCUGUCGUGUUCACUACAGCCUCACAGUGCUCAACUUCUACAGCCUAGGGCCUUGGAUUUUCACCAAACAUCCCAACAUGUACGCCCUCGAGUUCAUGAACAGACGCCUAGGUGGCCAGCGAGACCUGCCCGUCUACAAAAACUCAACUUACCAACAAGACAUCAGCAGCAGAAACCACGUCAGGAGGAACUGUCUUGAAUCAACUGUGUUUAAGUGCAGUGGGUCACAGGGUGAACUUGAACUCCUCACACCACCUGAUAUCUCAGAUCGGCUGUCCAUAGAGCCUCCUGCCAAGUGUAACCAUGGACCAUGA